AUGCUUUGGAAUAAUUCACAAAAUGAAGUUAAUGGAUUAUUCUAUAAAGUUGAUAAUGAUAAUUCAAUUUUAUCAUUGAAAUUAUCUAAUUCAUUAAUUGAUGAUUGGUUUGAAGGAAAAAAACGUGAACUUGAAUUAUUCAUUUGUUUAGAUGUUUCUGGAUCAAUGGCUGGAUCGGGGAUCACUCAAGCAAAACAAGCAAUCUUACACUUGAUUGAAUCAUUAAUUGCACACAACAGCAUUGAAGAAAAAGAUAUCACAUGCAUGUUUUUUCAAUCGACUUGUGAUGUGAAAAGAUUUGCUGAUGAUCCCAAUUUACUUUGGGACAAUGGAAAAAUCAAAGAAUAUUUUAAUACAAUAAAUGCUUAUGGAGGAACAAAUUUUAUUUCAGUAUUUGAAAAAAUCUCUGAAAAUAUUAAAUAUGUUGAAAAAGAUUUAGCAAUUAUUUUUUUUACUGAUGGUCAAAAUAACGUUAAAAUAAAUUUUGAUCAAAUGAAAAAAGAGUUACAUGUUGGAUUAUCUUCAACUGGUCAUGCUACUGAGAUUCAUACUAUUGGUUUUACUGCUGAUCAUGAUGCUGCACUUCUUUCUUGGCUGACUAAUUUGGGCACCAAACAAGGCAACUUCCAAUAUGUGAAAUCAUCAAUUGAUAUACAAGGUACUAUGGAAACAACUGUUGGACUAUUAGAAUUAGGCGAACGUCUAUUAUAUGUGAAUAUUGGACCUGAUAAAAUAUUACCAAUUAAUAUUGGUGAUGAUGGUAAUGGAACAAUUAUAUUAAAAGGAGAAUCUUCAAAGCUUGAUGAAACAACUCCAAUUUAUCUUUUAAAGGAAGAAUCUUAUUUAUCAAAUGGUGCUGAAAGCAAUAAUAAUAACAACAACAAUAAAAUUAGAGCGCCAUUAAAACAGAUACAACCCGAUGAGCCUAUAGUAACAUCACUCAUAAUUACUUUUAUUCAAUCAGAAAUUACAAAAUUAACUGAUCAAAUUAUAAAUCUCAAUGUUGACAAUAGAAGAGAAUUGCUCGAUAAAAUAUCUCAACAAAUUUCUGUUCAUGAUGAACAUUUGAAUAAUAUGAUGGCAAAUGCUUAUAAAAUUAAAACACUUGGUCGUAAAUUGACUAUACAGCAAUGUUUAGAGACAAAAUCAAUGGUACAUCAUUUCAAAAAUCUUUUAGCAGAGGCUUUAAAAGGAACUUUGACAAAUGAAAAAAUAGCCAAUUUUAAUAAUCUAGCUUACAAUAAUAUAACCAAGAAUAGAUUGAAGAAAAAAAUGAAUGAUAGAGCUGUUAAAAAUAUCAAAACACUAGAAGAUAUUGAAAAAAAAAUUGAAGAUGCUGUUAGAAAAUUGGAUUUUAAAAAAUUGGAAGAUGGUGAAACUGAAGAAAAUCUAAAGACACUAACUUGUGCUCUUACUACAGACAAUUAUAUCGAGUCAUUAAAGUGUGGAGAGUGUAUGUGUUUAGCUCUUGAUGUAACAAGACCACAAUCUGCAAUAGCUGAUCCAUCAAAAAUAAAAAUCAAAAAGAUAAAUCAAUCAUUUUUAAGUUCUGAAGCAUUUUUAACAUCAGUGGAAUAUGCUUUAGGUGAAUCGAUUGAUUCAGAAAGUGUUCAUGGUGGUUUUCAAUCUAACAUUUUGGGUGCAAAUGUUGUAAAAGGAUUAGCCAAUGAGAAUAUAACAGGAAUACUUCCAUUAUAUAUUAAUGAAUAUCAUUGGUCAGUUGCAAAAGAAAAAAUAAAGCCAAUAAUGGGAUAUAUAACAACUCUUGAUGUUUUUGGUUAUGCAUAUGAUCAAGUCACUACAGUUCCAUUCCUAGUACUGGCAAAAUCACUUACUGAUACAUCAACAGAUUUUCAUCGAAAACAAUUUAAGUUGAUUCUGGAUACAUGUGAUGCAAUUUACAAACAAUCUCAAAUGUUACGUGAACAAAAUAAAACUUUAUUUGAAAACUAUAUGAAAUCACCAAUAAAUCGUACAAUUGAUCAGGUUGCAAAUAAUUUAGUAUAUCUUGGACAUUUAUUAUGUGCUGUUAGGUGUGGAGAUGUCAACAAACAUGAUCUGAAUAAUUGGAUACAAAAAGGAAUGUUUACAUAUAUAAUUGAAGAAACUAUUCGUAGACGUCUUAACAAAUAUGAGAAGGUUGAAGAAAUGAUGAAUAAUGUUUCAAAAGUUUUAGGAAUUAAUUCGAAGACUUUUAUUGAUGAUCCUAUUAAUGAAUACGAAAGACUUUAUUCUGAAUAUGACAAGAAGUCAAGACUAACUGAUAAUUCAGAAAAUGUUAAAUACAAGGAAGCAUUUAAAAAUGCAUUGAAAAUAUUUAAAGGUGCUACUGCUGUUGUUGAUGAUGACUAUCAGAAAAGUUUAGAACAAGAUAACAAUAAUAAAGAAACAAAAGAUGAGGUUAUUGCUCCUACGGUUCAAACAAAGUUAUUUGAUCCUGAUAAUCAUCGAUUACCAGAACCAGCAACAACUUUAAUAAUUGAAUUUUCGUUUAAAUCCAACCAAACACCAUUAACAGAUUCAUUUUUUGACCAAUACACUUCCAAAACAUUAUUAGCAACAUUUUAUCAAUCAUUUUUACAUCAACAAAAUUCUGUUAGGCGUCAAGAAAUAGAGUCAGACCCCAUUAAAUUUUUUGAGCCAUUUUCUGAAAAAGACUCAACUACAAUAUUGCAAACAUAUUUUGAUGAAUAUGUUACCGAAACAUUAAAUAAAAAAGUUGUUGAUGUAAUUAACAAGUAUUCUGAUUUGCAAAACCAUAAGCUAAUGUUAACUUUUUGUGAUAUUGAAAAUGUCGAGGAGGCAGCUGGUCUUUUACUUUCGGAUGUUAAGUUCCGUGGUUCAAAGAUGUUUGGACAAAUUAUUAAGGCAUUACAAAUGCCAAAUUUGAAAUUGGUUGAUGAAAAAAUUCAAAUGGUUGUAAUUGGCAAGUGGAAUGAUAUAGUUCUUUUCUAUGAUAAAAGUAAAAAAGAUGGCGCGAGAAAAGAUCCAGCUUGGAUUCCAUCUAAAAAAAAUAUUCAUCGUACACUUAAAGCUCAGAGAAAAAUUUUACCAAAUAUGGAAUAUUGGAUUAAAUUAUUUCCAACAUACAAAACCUAUAUUGAGAAACAAUACGACGAAGAAUACCUAAAAAGAAAAUGGUUAGAAGGCAUUGAAAAAAUGAAAAAGAAGAAGUUGGAAAAAAGUUCUUAA
Messenger RNA from Entrophospora sp. SA101, 3192 nucleotides. The record is from the annotation of a GenBank genome assembly. Lineage: Eukaryota; Fungi; Glomeromycota; Glomeromycetes; Entrophosporales; Entrophosporaceae.